AUGGAGAAGUCGAUACGUCGCUUCUGCCAAAUAGAUCCGCUGAUGUUCUUCGCGUUUCCGCCCAAAUCCCAAUGUUUCAGAGAAGAGCCCACUGUAGUACAACCGACACUGGAUCUGCACGUUUAUCCACCAUUUGCUGAAUUUAUAGAAUUCGGCGGCGCCUCUAAGCACGUGCUCACAAACGCUGGCUCUUCAAGAAUGGUUUUCAAAGUGAAGUGCAGCAAUAAUUCUCUAUUUAAAGUAUCACCUGUCUAUGCAUUCCUCGACUCAGGUGCUUCGAUGGAAUUACAGGUAAAUGAAAGUCUAAUCUGUAGCUCUAUGGUUGAAUUACUGUAUGUCUACCAGUGUUUCGUGAAUUUUUGGCGUAUUUAA
This is a messenger RNA of Haemonchus placei, 372 nucleotides long. Lineage: Eukaryota; Metazoa; Nematoda; Chromadorea; Rhabditida; Trichostrongylidae. The record is from the annotation of a GenBank genome assembly.